AGAGAAUUGAUUAUUGGUGAUAGAUAAACUGGAAAGACAGCUAUUGCUAUUGAUACAAUCAUUAAUUAAAAACCAAACUUUGAUUCUGGUGAUAAGAAUAAAUAAUUAUAUUGCAUUUACGUUGCUAUUGGUUAAAAGAGAUCAACUGUUGCUAACUUAGUCAAAAUUCUUACUUAAGCUGGUGCUAUGAAAUAUACAAUUGUUGUUGCAGCUACUGCCUCCGAAGCUGCUCCACUUUAAUAUUUAGCACCAUAUUCUGGUUGUGCUAUUGGAGAAUAUUUCAGAGAUAAUGGAAUGCAUGCUCUUAUUAUUUAUGAUGAUCUUUCAAAAUAAGCCGUUGCUUAUAGAUAAAUGUCAUUAUUAUUGAGAAGACCACCAGGCAGAGAAGCCUAUCCAGGUGAUGUCUUUUAUUUGCAUUCCAGAUUGUUGGAAAGAGCAGCUAAACUUAAUUCUGAAAACGGUAAUGGAUCCUUAACUGCCUUGCCAGUUAUUGAAACAUAAGCUGGUGAUGUCUCUGCAUAUAUUCCAACCAAUGUUAUUUCUAUUACUGAUGGAUAAAUUUUCUUAGAAACUGAAUUGUUCUUUAAAGUAAAUAUAUAAUCCAAAAAUUAUUUCAAAGGGUAUUAGACCAGCUAUCAAUGUCGGUUUGUCUGUGUCAAGAGUCGGAUCAGCUGCUUAAAUUAAGGCUAUGAAGACAGUUGCUGGUAGACUUAAAUUAGAAUUGGCUUAAUACAGAGAAGUCGCUGCAUUUGCCCAAUUUGGUUCUGAUUUGGAUGCUGCUACAUAAUAAUUGUUAAAUAGAGGUGCUUAAUUAACAGAAUUACUCAAAUAAAAAUAAUACGUAAAUUAAAUUGUAAAAAUAUUAAAGGUACCAAUGUGUGCUGAAGAAUAAGUGUGUGUUAUUUAUGCAGGCGUCAGAGGAUUUUUAGAUAAAGUAUAAACUUCAGAAAUUGCUAAAUUUGAAGAGAAAUUCUUGAAUCAUCUCAGAACAAAUUAUCCAGCUAUGUUAGAAAGAAUUAGAAGGUAUUAUUAAUAAUGAUAAUUUAUAGUACUGGUGAAUUGAGCAAAUAAGACGAUGCUGAAUUGAAGAGUAUCUUAGAAGUCUUCAUUCCAGAAGCCGGUCUUGUUAUGAAAUAAUGAUCAAUUACAAUAAAAU
Molecule: messenger RNA, 1156 nt
Organism: Paramecium sonneborni
Lineage: Eukaryota; Ciliophora; Oligohymenophorea; Peniculida; Parameciidae
Source: the annotation of a GenBank genome assembly